Molecule: messenger RNA, 513 nt
Organism: Colletotrichum tamarilloi
Lineage: Eukaryota; Fungi; Ascomycota; Sordariomycetes; Glomerellales; Glomerellaceae
Exons: 2
Coding region: 1-513 (170 amino acids)
Source: RefSeq, a predicted model, not a curated record
AUGAGCUCUGAACAGGAAGAAGCUACCGAGAUAAACAGAAAGAAUGCACCAUUCAGAGACCCGGACUAUGAUGAUAGCGAAGGGUGGUCCCAACUUGGGAAUGGUGUGUAUACGACACCAACUCCAGCUGGAUGGAGCAGCUAUGGGGUUACAAAUUGGUACUGCGCUAUCAAGGCGGAUGAGGAUUUGUUUGCUACCGCAACCAAGGCAUGGAUUCCUUAUGCCGAUUACUACGACAACCGUCUCUGGAAUCAAGGAGAAAGCACCAUCACAGGCUACAUCGAGGAUUCGCUGAACGAGGAACCAGAUAAAACGCUCCGGUUAUCUUACAUAGGAGGUCACGGUUAUCAUGAGCAGAUGCUCAUUCCAACCGAGAUGGUGAACUCUGAUGCUUUGGACUUCUAUGCACAAUGCUUUGAAACUAAGCAAGAGUUGUUGGAUUAUAGCGACGAAGUGGUCAAUUAUGCCACUUGGUCUAAUGUCGUUGGGUACAAGGGGAAUCCUAGGAAGUAA